AUGCAUCUCUCCGAGACCGACGGCAUUGACUUACCCAAAUGUGGUGACAAAUGCUGUUCAUUAGGCUACACAUGUCAGGGCACCAUGUGCGCCAAAGACACCUCCCCAUCACCGACCCCAUCUCCAACAUCAUCCGCAAACGCAACGCCUUCCUCCACUAGCCCCGCCUCCGCAUCCCAGACUUCCAAUUGCCCAGCAACCGCACCCAUUCAAACAAAGCAGGGCUUCGACGGAAAGUCCUUUGCAGCCGGUUUCUUCCCUGGCAUAGUCAUCGGCGCCCUCAGCACCUUGGCCCUGAUCUGGAUCAUCAAGAAAAGACGCGAAUCCCAGUCUAAGGAGCGCUACUCUGGCGACUUUGGCCAUGUAGCUCGUCAAAUUAGCGACCCCAUCUACGACCCUCAACACGCUGCACGGACAGACUUCAUGCGUCGGGGCAGCCACUCCGCCCACUCAAGCCCCAAUUCAACAGACCGAAUAGUCCAAGGCAUGAAGGAAACAAACGCCAACCCACCUAUCCACGGCUUCACACCCAGGAUAAAAAGCAUGUGGGACCGCACUCCCAAACUAAACUUUGGGUUUACGGGUGGUCUCCCAUCAAAUCCCGCUCCCCCCGUCCGUGCAGGAAAUCCAUAUACCGAUCCUUACCAAACCCCGCCCCCGAAACCGAAACGCAUCCACUCUGCCAGUCGGCGCACGAGUUCCCUCCGUACGAGUACCCAGACAUUCAACACACUACAGCCAGGACAACACCGUCCCAAUGUGGCAAGGAGCGGCAGCUCAGAAACUAUCGAUGUCUUGAUGCCUGCACCGAGUUUCCUAGCUCCGCCACAGGCACCGGGUAUGCGGCGCGAUAAUCGCUACACAACCGACUCGGCCAACACAACAUUUACUAAACUCAUGGAGAGGGCGGGGUUUGAUGAGAGCGCGCAGCAGGAGGUCAAGGCGUGGAGGACGCCUCGGGCUUAG
Messenger RNA from Alternaria postmessia, 966 nucleotides. RefSeq lists its product as uncharacterized. Bases 1 to 966 code for a protein of 321 amino acids. The transcript has a single exon. The record is from RefSeq and is a predicted model, not a curated record. NCBI's taxonomy places the organism in Eukaryota, Fungi, Ascomycota, Dothideomycetes, Pleosporales, Pleosporaceae.